UUUCUCCACCAUCUCCUCCUCCAAAACCAAAUCAAAACCCCUUUUUAGAUUCUUCUUCUUCUUCUUCUUCUCUAUUCAAUUUGUUCUAACUUAGGUAAAAAAAAUGGCAAUGAACCCAAGAAUUCUGGUAACCGCGUUGCCUCUGUUCGUGCUCUUCUUGAGCUUCGCCGACGCCAGAAUCCCCGGGAUCUACUCCGGCAGCGCCUGGCAAAGCGCCCAUGCUACUUUCUACGGCGGCAGCGACGCCUCCGGCACCAUGGGCGGCGCGUGCGGGUACGGAAACCUGUACAGCCAAGGCUAUGGCGUUAACACAGCAGCGUUGAGCACUGCAUUGUUCAACAACGGCUUCAGCUGCGGGGCUUGCUUCGAGAUCAAAUGCGCCAACGACCCUCAGUGGUGCCAUUCAGGAAGCCCUUCCAUCUUCAUCACCGCCACCAACUUCUGCCCUCCCAACUUCGCUCAGCCCAGCGACAAUGGCGGCUGGUGCAACCCCCCACGUGCCCAUUUCGACCUCGCCAUGCCCAUGUUCCUCAAGAUCGCCGAGUACCGGGCCGGCAUCGUCCCCAUCUCCUACCGCAGGGUUCCGUGUAGGAAGAGAGGAGGGAUAAGGUUCACGAUCAACGGGCACAGGUACUUCAACCUGGUGCUGAUAACGAACGUGGCGGGAGCCGGGGACAUCGUGAGGGCGAGCGUGAAGGGGUCGAGGACGGGAUGGAUGAGUUUGAGCAGGAACUGGGGACAGAACUGGCAGUCGAACGCUGUUCUGGUUGGUCAGUCACUGUCAUUCCGUGUCACAGGCAGUGACCGUAGAACCUCCACAUCCUGGAACAUCGUUCCUUCGUCCUGGCAGUUUGGUCAAACUUUUGUCGGGAAGAAUUUCAGGGUCUGAUUUGCGAAGGCCGAGAAAGUGUGGGAACGAGUUGAAAACGGAGGAAAAAGUAGCUCCGCUAAUUUCGCCUUUUACUCUUUUUUUUUUUUUAAUAUUUUGGUAAGGUAGUGGGGAGAGAGAGAGAGAGAGAGAGAGAGAGAGAGAGAGAGAGAGAGAUGAAGGGGGGUAAAGUGUGUGGUGGAGGUGGAGAGCUGAAGUGGCUGUGAGAGUUUAAUGUUGAACAGCCCGCAGCUCUUAAUACGGGAAAAAAAGGGGGGUUGUAAUGCUUUUCUUAGUCUUAAUAUACAAAUUUGUUCUUCUGAUU
Messenger RNA from Tarenaya hassleriana, 1193 nucleotides. RefSeq names its product expansin-A4. The record is from RefSeq and is a predicted model, not a curated record. Gene Ontology annotation, cellular component: extracellular region. NCBI's taxonomy places the organism in Eukaryota, Viridiplantae, Streptophyta, Magnoliopsida, Brassicales, Cleomaceae. The transcript is spliced from 3 exons. The coding region runs from base 104 to 889 and encodes 261 amino acids. Gene Ontology annotation, biological process: plant-type cell wall organization.